UCGUCUCCCUUAGAUAUUUUCUUAUUCCCGGUCACAGUUGUCUAAAAUACCCUCUCCCCGCUUGGUUCUAGCUGAAAGAAAAUCUGAUUUUUCUUCUAUUUGGCGUUGAUUUUUGCUUCUGGCGUAUUAAUCUCCCAUCUCCCUUUUAGGUAUUUGCUUCUGGCGUUGAUAUUUUCAACAUUUUUAUUUGCUAACGGUGGUUGUUUUGGGAUGGCUUGGGGGCUAAAACCAAGCAUUUAAAGAGAUACGUUGAAUGGCACAAUUUAAGAGGAAUCCAUGCGGUUACUUUUGCAGUAGAUGUUAAUGAAUUGCUAUGGUUUGAUCUCGAUGUAAGGCUCAAGCGACGUAUAUCUGAACUGAGAAAUGAGUUGGCCGAGUGGGUUUUGGAGAAAGAGGAAGAUGGUCGUCAAAGUUGCUUCAUUUUCCAUGUUUUUUGCAACACUAGCUUGUUGAUAUAUGGUUCACUUCUUGAUAGUUUUCUGGGAAGAGAUAGAUUGAGAGAGAAAAUAAAAAAAGUGAUUAUUGAUUCAGGAGCAGCUGGCCCUUUUAAUCCUAAGGUCUGGGCAGCCGGUUUAACUGCUGCUAUACUGAAGAAACAGAGCUAUUUAGUAAAUGGAUUAGGAAGUGCAGUGACUGAUUCAAAGUUAUAGAAAGAGGAACCUGGGAUGAUCGAAGCUGUGGUGAUAUCUACCCUGGAAAAGUUCUUUGCUUUCAUUCUAAAUAUGCCCGAUGUGAACCGGUUCGUGUUCAACAUUUAUAAAGUUGAAGGCAGGCCUGAGAAUAAACAGACAAUUUAUCCAAUUCCUCUUUUGGUCCCUAAGGUGCCACAACAAAGAAAUGGUAAAGAAUGUGGGAACUUUGUUCUCUAUUUCAUAAAGUCAUUUGUCGAAAGCGUCCCGGAGAACUUUAGCAUUGAAGAUGAAAAAGGACUGGUUCACUGCUGAAUAAGUGGAACACUUUUGUGAGGGGCUCGAUUCUCCAGCAUGUGAUUUUCAUUAACUUUAGAAAUGACAUUUUUUAUGAGCUUUUUUUUAUGUGAUCAGUUAGCUUAGA
Hibiscus syriacus is the source of this 1053-nucleotide messenger RNA. RefSeq lists its product as uncharacterized. The coding region runs from base 666 to 944 and encodes 92 amino acids. Gene Ontology annotation, molecular function: cysteine-type peptidase activity. The record is from RefSeq and is a predicted model, not a curated record. Gene Ontology annotation, biological process: proteolysis. The transcript has 6 exons. NCBI's taxonomy places the organism in Eukaryota, Viridiplantae, Streptophyta, Magnoliopsida, Malvales, Malvaceae.